AUGUGGGAGUUCCGGUCCAUGAAUUUCUGGCGGGCGGUCUUCGCAGAGUUCUUCGGGACCAUGUUCUUUGUAUUUUUCGGCAUGGGUGCUGCCCUGCGCUGGACCACCGGGCCUCAUCAUGUCCUUCAUGUGGCCCUGUGCUUUGGGCUGGCAGCUGCCACUCUCAUCCAGUCGAUCGGCCACAUCAGCGGUGGCCACAUUAACCCUGCCGUCACCUUUGCCUACCUUAUUGGCUCACAGAUGUCUCUUUUCCGGGCCAUUUUCUACAUUGCCGCCCAGUGCCUGGGUGCUGUAGCUGGGGCUGCUGUGCUGUAUGGGGUCACACCUGGCAACAUGAGAGGCAACAUGGCAAUGAACACGCUGCAGCCAGGCAUCAGUCUGGGAAUGGCCACCACUGUGGAGGUUUUCCUCACCAUGCAGCUUGUGGUGUGCAUCUUCGCCGUGACUGAUGAGAGGAGAAACGGACGCCUGGGAUCUGCUGCCCUAUCCAUCGGCUUCUCUGUCACCAUUGGACAUCUCAUGGGGAUGUACUACACCGGUGCUGGAAUGAACCCUGCCAGGUCCUUUGCCCCUGCUGUGCUCUUCAGGAACUUCAUCAACCACUGGGUGUACUGGGUCGGGCCUAUGAUAGGAGGUGCAAUGGGCGCCCUCCUGUACGAUUUCAUGCUGUUCCCACGCAUGAGAGGUCUGUCCGAGCGCCUGGCCACACUGAAGGGCAGCCGGCCCCCCGAGAGCGAGACCCAGCAGGACUCCCGCGGGGAGGCCAUUGAGAUCAAGACGCAAGCCCUAUAA
Molecule: messenger RNA, 792 nt
Organism: Perca flavescens (yellow perch)
Lineage: Eukaryota; Metazoa; Chordata; Actinopteri; Perciformes; Percidae
Gene: mipb
Product: major intrinsic protein of lens fiber b
Exons: 4
Coding region: 1-792 (263 amino acids)
Biological process (GO): transmembrane transport; water transport
Cellular component (GO): plasma membrane
Molecular function (GO): water channel activity
Source: RefSeq, a predicted model, not a curated record